Molecule: messenger RNA, 3872 nt
Organism: Sesamum indicum (sesame)
Lineage: Eukaryota; Viridiplantae; Streptophyta; Magnoliopsida; Lamiales; Pedaliaceae
Gene: BRCA2B
Product: BRCA2-like B
Biological process (GO): regulation of DNA-templated transcription; double-strand break repair via homologous recombination
Source: RefSeq, a predicted model, not a curated record
ACUCUACACAAAUUCGACUAGAAAAGCAAAACCCUAGGCGUGUGCCGGGAAAUGUCGACGUGGCAGAUAUUUUCCGAUGGCAGGAAUAAAUUCCGGUGGGAAAUUACCGAUCACCAGGUCGAGAAAGAAGAGCAAUGUGACGCCGUACACCAACAACGUACCGACGGUCGUCGUCUACCUUCCAUGGCCGAUCUGUUGCUUCUAGGUUGUUCCAAGUUGGUGGAGAAUGGGCAGGGCAUUGAGGAAGACCCACCAAUGUUUCGAACUGGAUUGGGAAAGUCUGUUCAGGUGAUGCAGUCUUCAAUAGCAAAAGCACGCUCAGUUCUUGGUGACGUGGAUGAUGACACGUUGACUGAUAAGGGUAUAGGCCACUUUGCUGGAAGUGAAAAUGGAUAUGCUCUGUCGAAACCAAUGUUUGAGAUGGACUCACAGAGAUCAGUGGUUACAUUGAAGUCCAGGUUGCAGAGUGCAUCAGAAAGUGUACUUAAUAUGUCAAAUUCCAUGUUCCAGACAGGAUCAGGAAAAACAGUCAACAUAUCUUCAGCUGGCCUACUUAGAGCAAAAACUUUGCUAGGUCUGGACCAAAAUUAUGAUCGAGAGUCUUUAGAUGUAUUUGAACAGACAAAAAAAAAGUCUACUUCCACAAAGUCUCGCAAAAAUCUAUCUCAUCUAGAGACUGAGGAUGUGAGUACCUUAAGUUUGAGUAGUUCUACCAAGGUUUUGACAUCUUCCAGUCUUCCUUCUGAUUCCUGCAGAACUGCAGCAAAGGAAUUUCAAGAUUUCACGGCUCCAAAGCCUCCUCCUAUCAGAUUUCAAACUGCUGGGGGGAGAUCCAUAUCAGUUUCUAGUGAAGCAUUGCAACGAGCGAGAAGUUUGCUUGGAAAUCCUGAAUUUGAUUCAUUUUUAAAUGAUGCAAGCACUGAUCCACAGUUUUCAGUAACUGAUGAUGGAAAACCCAGUAGUUCUUCUAACCAAGAAAAUGAUCUUAGUACACCAUUUUUGCAGAAGGGGAUAGAUAAUGGUGACUGGUCCCUGAGGAAUUUUACAUCACCCUUUGCAUCAAGCACAUACCUGAAGCAGUCAUUGGGUAAAUCUGAGAAACUAUUACCACGGAAUAACUUGAUUACAAAGUUUGAUAUGGAGGCAGCAACUAACACUUUUGAUAGGCCUUAUAAUGGACUUAGUUGUGAUGGAAAGCCCCCAAAAGUUAACAGCUCUUCAGAAAAGUUGGACUGUUUGGGAAAUUCAGUUCAGCUGAAAGUUGAUCCCUUGAAGCGGUCAUUAUCCAAUCGGGCACUGGUGGAUAUCUCAAAUACCAUGAAAACGGAUCACAUUGAUAAUAAGCAAUAUUUAGGUGAAAAGCGAAGAGUUCGAAGGAUUAGCUAUGUUUCUCCAUUUAAGAAGCCUCGGAGUUCAUUUGUCACCCCUUUAAACAAAAGUAACUCUUCAGUUCUUAAUGCUUUGUCUAGACCAGCACCAGAAGAGCCUUCUUGCAGAAAGAGGGUUUCAAUGAGAUACCCACUUCAGGUUCAACGAGCAUAUGUCAAAGAAUAUGUUUUACAGCCUCCAUCACUUCAAGAAAAGAUGGUGAACUUGCUAGAGCAUGUGAAAAGAAUGAACCCAGUUGCUGCUGAAAGUUACACAUUCCAGAAUGAAACAUCUUCAGAAUGCAUUGGUCCAGAGGCUUUUUACUUGAUGUUGUCUCAGUCUGGAGCUUCCCUCCAAUAUUUGACCAAAGAGUGGGUUUCAAAUCACUAUAAGUGGAUUGUUUGGAAACUUGCCUCUUAUGAGAGGUGCUAUCCUGCUAAAUUUUCUGGCAAAUUGUUGACAGUCACUAAUGUGCUUGAAGAAUUACGGUACAGGUAUGAGAGAGAAGUAAAUCAUGGGCAUAGAUCAGCAAUCAAGAAAAUCUUAGAUGGAGAUGCGCCACCUUCUUCAAUAGUACUUUGCAUUUCCGCUGUUGGUGAAAGCCAUGACUUAAAGUUUGGAGAUCAAUCUGCUUCAACGGAGGAGAAUGGCGAUGAUAGAACUUCAAAAAUAGAGUUAACUGAUGGAUGGUAUUCCGUUAAAGCUUUGUUGGAUGAACUACUAUCUCAGAAGCUUGCUUCAGGAAAGUUGUUUGUGGGGCAAAAACUCAGGAUCUGGGGAGCCAAACUCUGUGGGUGGCCUGGGCCUGUUUCACCCUUUGAGGCAUCAAAGACAACUAGUUUAUUAUUGCAUAUGAAUGGCACUUACAGAUGUCAUUGGGCUGAAAGAUUGGGAUUCUGUAAAAGUGCUGGUGUUCCAUUGGCAUUCAGAUGCAUCAAGGGUACUGGAGGCACAGUCCCCAGCACUUUGGUUGGUGUUACAAGGAUAUAUCCAGUUUUGUAUAGGGAAAGGUUAAGCAAUGGGAGUUUCAUUGUGAGGUCUGAGAGAGAGGAAGCUAAAGCACUGCAGUUAUAUAAUGAAAGGCGUGAUGUUGUUGCUGAAGGAAUCAUAUCAGGAUUCCAAAAGGAAACAGAAUUUAAUGUUGGUUAUGAUCAUGAAAGUGAAGAAGGGGCCAAACUUAUGAAGUUACUUGAGACAGCUGCGGAACCAGAGGUUUUAAUGGCGGGAAUGAGCUCAAAAGAAUUAACUUCUUUUGCUUCUUAUAAAACGAAGUUGGAGGCAAUGAGGCAGUCAGACAUGCAAAUAUCUAUUCAGAAAGCUAUGGAGGCUGCUGGGCUUAAUGAAAGAGAGGUUACUCCAUUUUUGAGGAUUAAAGUUCUUGGUUUGACAAAUAAACACCAACCACGAGAACGUUCUCCUAGGAAAGGCUUGAUAACAAUAUGGAAUCCAACACAGGAACAGAUGCUAGAGCUCUCCGAAGGGCAGGCAUAUGCUGUUGGAGGCCUUGUACCAUCUAGCUCUGAUUCAGGUAUCCUUUACCUACAAGCAAGAGGAUCAGCCAGCAAUUGGCGACCUCUGUCUCCAUUGAUGAUGAAGAAUUUUGAGCCAUUCUUCACUCUUCGUUCAUCAACUGCAAUAUCAAGUUUGAGCGAAGUUCCCAUCUUGAGUGAGUUUGACAUUGCAGCUUUUGUUGUUUAUGUGGGAGAGGUAUAUAGACAAGGUCAUCAACAGAAGCAGUGGGUGUUCGUGACGGAUGGAUCCACAGCUGGAUUUUGUUCCAAGGAAUCACUGGAUGCAUUACUGGCCAUUAACUUCUGCUUGCCAUACACUGAAUUUGACUCAUCUGCACCAGUAAACUCUAAUAUUGUAGGAUCUGUGGUUGGGUUUUGCAAUCUCACCAAGAGACCAAGAGAUCAAGUAAAUGGCCUGUGGGUGGCUGAAGCAACAGAAAAUUCUGAUUACUUUCUAAGUUAUGAUCAUGCAGGUUAUAGCCAUUUAAAAGAUGUUGCUGCUUCAGUGUUAAAAUGGGCAAAUACAUCAAGUCUGAUAACCGAGAAGCUUAAGGAGACUGUCUCUUCUAUUAUCAGAAACUCAAAAGAUGGAUGUUGAUUGCACCUAUUUAAGCUCUUGAAGUGCACGUCUCUUUGUAUCUUAAUCCUCGGCAUUGAGCAAGGCUGCCUGCAAAAUAUCCCAGAGACCCAAAUCAAGUAUAAGCUCGAGAUAAGCGUUGAGAAUUGGUCGACUACAGUUUCUCUUGGUGUAUAGUGUUUCUGUCAAAUAUGGGAGUAAGUACUCCGAUUGUACAGUGCAUGUAGAUCAUCAUUGUAUAAAUCAAGUCAAAUAGUAUAAUUAGUUGGGAACAUUGUUUUCUGGAAUAUCAGAAUGCUGCAGCAAGGCUGUUCAGCUUUUGCAUUAAGGUGGGAUUGUUUUUAGUAAAGUUUUUGCUGAACGCCAAUGUCUGAAUGAAAUCCUUUCAUAGUACUCCAAAUGCACUUGCAAGUCAU